CGUCAGCCACAACUUCCAUAGGCGCAUCGUCAUUGGCGACAACAACACUUAAGCGUGUGUUGUGAUUCCUGAAUAUUUCAACGUUGUCAGCAACAUUAAACGUUGCAACCAUGCAUGAUCCAUUCGAAGUGAGAAUGCAGUUCCUCGGGCUCAUUCGCAAGCUGAAUGCCUCACAACAAUCGAUACAGAAAGUCGUUGGAUUUGCGUUAAAGUAUUUUUCGAAAUGUGGGGAGGAUCUGUGGGAGUGCAUUAUUGAGGAGUGUCAAAAGGGUUCCAUCAAUCACCGCAUAAAUAUUCUUUACUUUCUUGACUCCCUUUGUGAAACGUCGCUACUGGCGAAGGCGCAUCAACUCCCAGAACAGUCGUCUUCAUCACAAGUCAACAACGCAUUGUAUGUCGACUACGUCUCGCGGGAUCUGACGCAGAUUGUGGAAUGCGUUGUGCCUGUGGGUAGGCAAGGGCUACCUAAUCUACCAAGUACCAAACAGAUCCUGGAAAACUGGCGCACAAAACGAAUAAUAGAACCUCAAAAAGUUGACGAAGUCCUAUCGCUGCUCUCUUCCAGAGAUUCAGCACCAGAUGCGACCUCAACAUCUGCGACACCUUCAGCAGCAAAAUCUGAGCCUCAUCUCUCUCGCGGCGAAAUAUUCAAGCGUAUCGAAGAGGACCGAGAGCGACAUAAACGCCUUCGGGAACGACGGUGGGUUCAGGCGCAGCCUCACUCUGGCUCUGCAGUCCCGUCUUAUUCGACAUUCACACUUACGAGUUUCUUGCCGCUAAGCGAUACAGAAAACGCCGAGCUGGCGUUGGAUAUAGAGUUUGAGAAUGAGUGGGAGGCAACGAGCGAUUGGAAUGAAGACGACGUUGAAGCGACUGCUGAGGAGAGGGAGCUUUGCCAUCCGCACUUGAAGCGGAAGGGAUUUGCAAAUGACGAAGACGAAGGAGAGCAGGAGAUGGAUAUAGAUCUGUGAUAUUUGCAGUGAAGUACCGUGCUGUGGAACGUGAGCGAUGUUUCUAGAUUCUGACACUAGAAUCUGAAACAUCGCUCACGUUGGGUCGUUAUGGUCAGUUACGCCUAGUUGUUACCAGAUGAAUUCACAGUAUCGUGUAUGGCUGGAACGAUAAGGGUCA
This is a messenger RNA of Suillus subaureus, 1131 nucleotides long. Its product is annotated as CTD kinase subunit gamma CTK3-domain-containing protein. Gene Ontology annotation, biological process: positive regulation of DNA-templated transcription, elongation; positive regulation of transcription by RNA polymerase I. Lineage: Eukaryota; Fungi; Basidiomycota; Agaricomycetes; Boletales; Suillaceae. The record is from RefSeq and is a predicted model, not a curated record. Gene Ontology annotation, cellular component: CTDK-1 complex. The transcript has 5 exons. The coding region runs from base 111 to 971 and encodes 286 amino acids.